AGGCCAAGGACUAAUCUAGCAAACGGAUUGCUGCAUGCACAAUGCGGAAUUCGAACUUCCAAUACUUGCUUAAGCAGACGAGUGAGCUGACCACUCGACUAAUUAUUUCCAAAGCAUUAUGAACUUGAUAACCAUGGGCUGAGGAAACAAAUGGUUGUCCAAGCUUUUAUGAAGCCAGGCCCAAAUGUGAACAAAAUUCCAAAAUAUCUUUCCUUUCACCAACUCUCACAUCUUUCCAAAGGACUCAAUCUCAGGUGUCCUGACUCUAGAUCUAUUGUACUUGAACUGCUGUACCUUUCUGAUGAAGGUUCCUACCAUGGAGUUAGAGUCAGUUAAUGAUUCUAAUUGUGACAGAAAAGCUGAAGUACAAGCAUUUGAAGAUUCAAAAUCUGGUGUAAAAGGUCUGCUAGAUUCUGGGGUGACAAAGAUUCCAAGCAUGUUCUAUGUCAAGUUAGACCCUUUAGAAAACACCAAACAAAGUGACUCAAAUUUCAGCAUCCCAGCCAUAGAUCUUCAAGACAUAGACAAGAGUUCAUCGCUUCGCGGCAAAGUAGUUGACCAGAUUAGAAGUGCAUCUCAGAAGUGGGGAUUCUUCCAAGUGAUCAACCAUGGUGUUCCUGAAGAUGUUAUGGAUGAGAUGAUCACUGGAAUCUGUAGGUUUCAUGAACAAGAAGCUGAAUUAAAGAAACCGUUUUACUCAAGGGAGAACAGCAAGAAAGUCAGGUACUUCUCCAAUGGCAAGUUGUUCAGAGACUAUGCUGCUACUUGGAGGGAUACUAUUUCAUUUGUUGCAAAUCCUGAUAUUCCCAAUCCAGAACAAUUACCAGAAGUGUGUAGAGAUAUUGUGUGUGAAUAUACAAAACAAGUAAGGGCAUUGGGUAUUAUAAUCCUUGAGCUGCUGUCAGAGGCUCUUGGCCUUGAUUCUUCUUACCUUACUAAAGAGAUGGAUUGUGCUGAGGCACUUUAUAUUAUGGGUCAGUACUAUCCACAAUGCCCUGAACCUGAGUUAACUAUGGGACUCACAAAGCACACUGAUUGUGACUUCAUAACUAUACUUCUGCAAGACCAAAUUGGUGGUCUUCAAGUUCUUCAUCAGAAUCAAUGGGUGGAUGUUCCUCCAAUGCAAGGUGCUCUUGUUGUAAACAUUGGAGAUGUUCUACAGCUUAUGAGCAAUGACAAGUUUAUCAGUGUUUAUCACCGGGUUUUGUCCAAGACGAUAGGCCCUAGAAUUUCAGUAUCAAGCUUCUUCAUGAACUUCACCAUAUCUGAGUGUACAUCAAAAGUUUAUGGUCCAAUCAAGGAAUUGUUAUCAGAUGAAAACCCUCCGCGAUACAGGGACGUUACAAUGAAAGAAAUCUUGACAAAUUAUUAUGCAAAAGGCCUUGAUGGCAACUCUUACUUGAUCCCUUUAAGGUUGUGAACCAAAUAUAAGAGAUAUUGUGUCUGAAUAUGCAAAACAAGUAAGGGCAUUGGGUAUUAUAAUCUUUGAGCUGUUGUCAGAGGCUCUUGGCCUUAACUCUUCUUACCUUAAAGACAUGGAUGCUGCUGAGGCACUUCAUAUUAUGGGUAAU
This is a messenger RNA of Arachis ipaensis, 1571 nucleotides long. RefSeq names its product 1-aminocyclopropane-1-carboxylate oxidase homolog 1-like. NCBI's taxonomy places the organism in Eukaryota, Viridiplantae, Streptophyta, Magnoliopsida, Fabales, Fabaceae. The record is from RefSeq and is a predicted model, not a curated record.